AUGAAUUUAGGUGGAAGAUGGAGCUCUAGUACAAUACUUUUUUCACAAUCAGGUGUAGUUAAAUCACUAUUUAUAUUCUAAGUCAUUUUUCAUUGCUUACAUUUGUCAGUUACUUCAACUGCAGCAUAUUCAAUAUGAGGAAGAUGCUGAUUCAUUUUUUCCUCAGUUCAAAUCUUUUGCUGAAUUUACAUUUAAGUUUAAAUUGAAGAAACACAAAAAGCUCUUGUCUGUCAAGCUACUUGUUCUAGCAAUAAUACUUGAUUAUUGGUAAUUUUAGCCUUUUUAAUCUGAAUUAAAAUUAACUGCAGCGACAGCUAAUCUAAAAGAUAUAUAAAUGUAAUUUAUAGCAUCUAGACAAGUUCUAGUUGAACAAAUUAAUACCUCCAUUAGCUAAUGUACAUCCAGAUUUUAAAGUACAACAGCUAUUGAACCUGCAACACUAAAACUGCCAGAAAAGUUACAUCCUGUAUUAAAUUAUUAACAACUAUAGCAUAAGUGAUGUUAUUUCAGGUGAUUUUUAAACAUUCUCUUGCUUCAUUAGCGAUUUUGUUGCCAUAAUUUGUGAGCAUUUUGCAGAUCUGA
Paramecium sonneborni is the source of this 582-nucleotide messenger RNA. Lineage: Eukaryota; Ciliophora; Oligohymenophorea; Peniculida; Parameciidae. The record is from the annotation of a GenBank genome assembly.